UAAGGCCAUCAUAAGAUAAGUGAAACCUGAGUCGGGAUAAUAGUUAACCGAUGAGAAAAAACUGAUAUCAGCCCCCUGCUGAUUUCAUUUACUAGGAAGACGUAACUGAGAAUAACUUGGCUGCCAUGUAGAGGAGGGUACCCGAAGGACGCCGUUUUAUAUUUAGACAAACAGAGACGUGGCGAUAACAUUUCAGACUGUGGCCAGUGCGGUGGAGACGGAAACCGUCCUGAUGUUAUCCUGAAAUAUAAACUCGCUCCUCGUGGGAAACGUUAAACCAGGUUAAAGGUGAGAGACAGGAUAAUAAUUCAACUUCUGGAUGCAUUUUUGUUUCCCCCCUUUCUCCACAUCUCCUCCUCUUUCUUGGGGAUCUGGUCGAAUCCAGUCUGGGAGAAGCGGACUUCUUGGUGCGAGAUAAUCAGCAGAUGAUGUGAGUAAAUGAGGCGGAGAUGCGCGGGGACAAACUCAGACGCGCUCUUCACCGGCCACGACAGGUGCGCAGCAAGUGAAGAGGACAAGACAGAAUAAAGGAAAUAACGGGAGGGAGAGCUGGAAAGUAAUCGGAGAAGGAGAUAAAACAAAACCACUCUCCAGGUUCUCGCGAUGGAAACGGGGCAGAGCGCGCAGAGCACCGACCUGGGAGGGGAGCACUCCGUAGGAGUGUGCGUGAUGGAGCGAGACAGGGACCGGGAGAAGGGCGAGGUGUCCAGCCCGAGUCCUCUGUUCAAACAGCGUUCUCUACGGGUGGUGUAUGUCCUGAACGACGGGCUGAAGUCAGUGAUGGCCAGCAGCCCGGAGUCCGGAGCGCUGCAGUGUCUGCAGAGAGCCUGCGACUCGGAGAGCGCUCUGCUCACCACCGUCACCUUCGGAAGGCUGGACUUCGGAGAAACAUCGGUGCUGGAUAGUUUCUACGAUGCAGACAUUGCGGUUGUGGACAUGAGCGAUGUGUUUCGGCAACCCUCCUUGUUUUACCACCUGGGCGUGAGGGAGAGCUUUGACAUGGCCAACAAUGUCAUCCUGUACCAUGACACUGACCCUGAUACAGCCCAGUCACUGAAGGACAUGGUGGCACAGAAAAACACAGCAUCGAGUGGUAACUACUAUUUCAUCCCAUACAUAGUGACUCCUAACCAUGAGUAUAUGUGUUGUGAGAGUGACGCCCAGCGCAGAGCCAGUGAGUACAUGCAGCCCAGCUGGGAUAACCUGCUGGGGCCGCUCUGUGUUCCCCUGACCGACCGCUUCACCAGCCUGCUGAAGGACAUUCACGUCACAUCCUGUGCCUCCUUCAAGGACACCCUGCUCAACGACAUCAGGAAAGCCAGGGAGAAGUACCAAGGAGAGGAGCUGGCUAAGGAGCUCUCACGUAUCAAACUCCGAAUCGACAACACAGAGGUCCUCACUCAGGACAUCGUCAUGAACCUGCUGUUUUCCUACAGAGACAUACAGGACUAUGACGCCAUGGUGAAGCUGGUGGAAACUCUGGAGAUGCUACCAACUUGUGAUCUGGCAACUCAGCCAAUGAUCCAGUUCCACUACGCCUUCGCUCUCAACAGGAGGAACAGUCCUGGUGACAGGGAGCAGGCUCUCAGAGUGAUGCUGCAGGUGUUACAGUCUUGUGAACACCCAGCACCAGACAUGUUCUGCCUCUGUGGACGGAUAUACAAGGACAUCUUCCUUGACUCGGACUGCAAAGACACUAAAAACAGAGACAAUGCCAUACAGUGGUACAGGAAGGGUUUUGAGCUGCAGCCGACUCUCUAUUCUGGGAUCAACCUGGCUGUCCUCCUCAUAGUUGCUGGCCAGCAGUUUGAGAGCUCAAUUGAACUGAGAAAAAUAGGUGUGCGUUUGAACAGUCUGUUGGGACGCAAGGGUUCCCUGGAGAAAAUGAACAACUACUGGGAUGUGGGCCAGUUCUUCACUGUUAGCAUGCUAGCUAACGACAUCCCUAAAGCUACGCAGGCUGCUGAGAAACUUUUCAAACUGAAGCCCCCGAUCUGGUAUUUGCGGUCGGUGGUGCAGAAUCUGCAGUUGAUCCUGAGGUUUAAGAAGCAGACGGUGGAACAUUCCCCUCAGCGGGAGAGGCUCAACUUCUGGAUGGACAUCAUCGUAGAGGCAACACAGCGCACCACCAAUCGACUGCGCUUUCCAGUGCUGAUUCUGGAGCCAACCAAGCUGUACCAGCCGUCCUAUGUGUCUAUUAACAGUGAGGCAGAAGAGAAGAAUGUCUCUAUCUGGCAUAAGGGGAUUCAUGAGUGGAACUUCACUGCAAUGUCCAUCAAAGGCAUUAGUAUCAGUAAGUUUGAUGAGCGUUGCUGCUUCCUCUACGUCCAUGAUAACUCUGAUGACUUCCAGAUCUACUUCUCCACUGAGGAGCAGUGUGGUCGGUUCUGCUCCAUGGUGAGAGAGAUGAUAUCAGAUGGUACGGGGAAUGCUGUGGAGCUUGAAGGGGAGGCUGAUGCAGAUACCCUGGAGUAUGAAUAUGACACCAAUGAGACAGGGGACAGGGUGGUGUUGGGACGUGGCACCUAUGGAGUGGUGUAUGCUGGGCGAGACCUCAGCAACCAGGUCCGAAUCGCUAUCAAAGAGAUCCCUGAAAGAGACAGCAGGUACUCUCAGCCCCUUCAUGAAGAGAUUGCCCUUCACAAGUACCUGAAGCACAGAAACAUUGUUCAGUACUUGGGUUCUGUUUCUGAGAAUGGAUACAUCAAGAUCUUUAUGGAACAAGUGCCUGGAGGAAGCCUGUCUGCUUUGCUGCGAUCUAAGUGGGGUCCACUGAAAGAGGCAACUAUAAUCUUCUACACCAGGCAGAUCCUGGAGGGACUCCGAUACCUGCACGAGAACCAGAUCGUCCACCGAGAUAUCAAGGGCGAUAAUGUCUUGGUGAACACCUACAGUGGUGUCUUGAAGAUCUCAGACUUUGGAACCUCUAAGCGUUUGGCGGGAGUCAACCCUUGUACAGAAACAUUCACCGGCACCCUUCAGUACAUGGCACCAGAAAUCAUUGAUAAGGGCCCUCGAGGGUAUGGGGCCCCGGCUGAUAUCUGGUCCCUGGGAUGUACCAUCAUAGAAAUGGCCACUGGCAAACCUCCCUUCCAUGAGCUGGGGGAACCACAAGCAGCCAUGUUUAAAGUGGGCAUGUUUAAGAUCCACCCAGAGAUCCCUGAGUCAUUGUCACUGGAGGCCAAGGCGUUCAUCUUGCGCUGCUUUGAGCCAGACCCUCACAAGAGAGCAAUUGCCUCUGAUCUGCUCAAAGACACUUUUGUCAGACACAACACCAAGGGCAAGAAGGGCAAGAUUGCCUACAAACCCUCAGACUACAUCCACAGUGUUUCGCUGCCGGCGCAGCUGCAGUGCGAGGCCGCUGGGAGCAGCAGCAGUGAACAUGGCUCUGUGAGUCCGGACUGCGACUCCAAACACGAUGUUUUCUUCCAGAGAAAGAAAAGCUCUGGCUCCGAGAACCUGCUCAAACCCCCCAACUCCAGCUACCUGAGCGUGCCAGAUGAGGGAUUGGUGGCGGAGGACCGCAAUGCCCCCCCUUCCCCUGAGGACAGAGACAGCGGUCUGUUUCUGCUGAAAAAAGACAGUGAGAGACGGGCCAUUUUGUACAAAGUCUUGAAUGAAGACCAGGAAAAGGUCAUCUCCAACCUCAAGGAGAACUACAUCCAGGGCAGCGAGGAGCUCCAGCUGUCUGUCGAACACAUCAAGCAGAUCAUCUGCAUUCUUCGAGACUUCAUCCAUUCCCCUGAGAGGCGCGUUAUGGCAGCCACCAUCUCCAAGCUCAAGCUGGACCUGGACUUCGACUCCACUUCCAUCAACCAGAUACAGCUGGUGCUCUUUGGUUUCCAGGACUCGGUGAAUAAGGUCUUGAGGAAUCAUCACAUUAAACCCCACUGGAUGUUUGCUAUGGACAACAUCAUCCGCAGAGCUGUGCAGGCUGCCAUUACUAUCCUCAUACCAGAGCUGCAGACCCACUUUGGCCCAGCGUCAGAGUGUGAGGGCGCGGAGAAGGAGGACGAGGUAGAUGAGGAGGAAGCAGAGUUUGCUCCUGUUUUAGCUCCUCCCAUUGACGAUCCUGGGACGACAGCUGAACCCACCCACUCCGCUGUCAACCCAUUGAACUCUGCCCACCCCCAGGAGCACCAGCGCUCACAUCAUCAACUGGGAGCUCAGCUGGGACGACUCAAACAGGAGACCAGCAGAUGUCACUAUUGCUGCAGGCUGCUGGAGGAGCUGCUGCAAAAGGAGAAGGAGUACCACCAGGUCCUGAAGGCCACGCUGCAACAGAGGACCCACGAGCUGGAGCUGGUCAGAGUUAGACACCGACCGCUGGACAUUUCACUCCCUUCUAUCUUCCACAUCCCAGCUGACCAUGAGCCAGACAAGCAGCUUAUUGAUUGGCUGAAAGAGCAUGGGGCGGACGCUGACACCAUAGACAAGUUUGUGCUGGAAGAAUACACAUUGACUGACAUUCUCAGCGAUGUUACCAAAGAUGACCUCCGCUAUCUACGUCUGCGGGGUGGAGUGCUCUGCCGCAUCUGGCGAGCCAUCCAGCGGCACCGAGAGCGAGAGAGGCUGAGGAGCGACAGGUGUUCGGAAGAGGAUGCGUAAAGGCACUCAUGGACUACAACUGUGGAGGACUCUGUUCUGCAGAAACACGCACACGUACACACACUACCAGCCCUGCUUGGCCAUGUUUCCUCGUCUUUCUCCACAGUGCCUUUUCAUGCUGUACUCUCUAAGUUGUACUGUAUGUACAGGACUGACUGAACGUUUACUGACGUGUGGGUACAUGCAGUCAAACUUGACCAGAUUUAAGCGCUUUAGUGCAGGCACUAUGAUGUAUGUUUAUGUGCACUGUAUGUGUAUGUGCCACAGUAUGUGUUUGUGCUUGAGGGUUUUUAAGAAAAAAGCAUCUUAGCAAAUGCCAGAUUCGAAAGGUAAACACAGGUUUUCACAGUGGAAAAAAGUAUCAAACCUUCACUGUAACCUAAUUGUCCUUAUGUGCUGUCCAUCUGUAUGCUCAGAACAUUAUAAACCAGUGGUUAUAUUUUUGGGGCACUUGUGAUCCCUUAAAAUAAAGCAGUGUCUACUUGUGACCCUGAAACAUUGUUAAAGCCUCAAUGUGGACAGGAGUUCUGAGCAGUUCAACCAAAACUCAUUUUUAAUUUUUCUAUCUUAAUAUGAAGGAUUCUUAGAGGCUUGAAGAGAUAAAUGUUUCACAGGGGACAAAAAGUCCAAAGAAUUAAGACAUUGUAAAGAAAAGAUAGAAACUGUGUUUAUAUGUUUAUCACUGGUGCUCAGGGGGUUUAAAAAUCAUAUUUUUGCCAAGAUAUACUUGAGUGUGUGAGCCAUUAUGUGCAUUCAAGCACAGGCGCAUAUUACUGUCAUAUAAAAUACUGAACACUAAAGCUAAAAUAUACAAAACCACUAGUAGGGUGUGGCAGAGUUAUGACAGACCGUUCUGUCUCAGUAUUGCUGUUUGGGUGGUUCCCUUGUCUUUCAGCCAAACUAAACCCACUAUUUAAAAAAGUAAAGGAAAAAUGCCUUAAAUUCUCUUAUUUCAGGUUGGAUUUAUGUGCAAAGGAGAAAAACAAACGCACAUACUACCCACUAUGUUCCACUUCUGUUUUACUCUAAGUCUUUGAAUAUUCAUUUCACCUAAGAGCCUUAUACUUUUAAUUUCGUAAAGUUAAUGUAGCCACACUGAACUCACUGAAACAUGCGCACACAUCAUGACUACCAGCCCGUCACUGCCAUAAUAUUUGUAUGCGCUUUAUUUAUUAGUUCUACAAGAUUUCCUUUAUAUUCUCAAGUAAUUGUUUUAUUCUCCUCUGUGUGUAUCUGCACUUAAAUGUUUUUGUAUUCCCACUACUGUAUGUGGUUGCUUCACAAUUUCAAUA
Messenger RNA from Monopterus albus (swamp eel), 5900 nucleotides. RefSeq names its product mitogen-activated protein kinase kinase kinase 15 (gene map3k15). Gene Ontology annotation, molecular function: ATP binding; MAP kinase kinase kinase activity. Lineage: Eukaryota; Metazoa; Chordata; Actinopteri; Synbranchiformes; Synbranchidae. The transcript has 29 exons. The record is from RefSeq and is a predicted model, not a curated record. The coding region runs from base 604 to 4608 and encodes 1334 amino acids. Gene Ontology annotation, biological process: protein phosphorylation; cellular response to stress; MAPK cascade.